Messenger RNA from Condylostylus longicornis, 541 nucleotides. RefSeq names its product 60S ribosomal protein L35 (gene RpL35). Gene Ontology annotation, cellular component: ribosome; cytosolic large ribosomal subunit. Gene Ontology annotation, molecular function: mRNA binding; structural constituent of ribosome. The transcript has 3 exons. The record is from RefSeq and is a predicted model, not a curated record. Bases 123 to 494 code for a protein of 123 amino acids. NCBI's taxonomy places the organism in Eukaryota, Metazoa, Arthropoda, Insecta, Diptera, Dolichopodidae. Gene Ontology annotation, biological process: translation; maturation of LSU-rRNA from tricistronic rRNA transcript (SSU-rRNA, 5.8S rRNA, LSU-rRNA).
UUACACAGAAACUACUCUUCCUGUUGGUAUUAGACAUCUCUUUUUUUUGAUACAUGUAAAGAAAGAGUUGUCAAAUUUGACAUCCAUAGAUUUUUUCUUUUUGAUAUUUGCUUGAAAUCAAGAUGGUAAAAGUUAAGUGCUCAGAAUUAAGGACGAAGGAUAAAAAAGAGUUGCAGAAGCAACUCGAUGACUUGAAAAUGGAGCUCUUGAAUCUUCGAGUAGCCAAGGUUACGGGAGGUGCUCCAUCAAAAUUAUCCAAAAUACGUGUUGUCCGGAAAGCUAUUGCUCGUGUAUACAUUGUGAUGCACCAAAAUCAAAAGGAUAAUUUAAGGAAAUUAUACAAAAACAAAAAGUUCAAGCCACUUGAUUUAAGACAGAAGAAAACUCGCGCUAUGCGUAAGGCUUUAUCUCCAAGAGAUGCUAACAGAAAAACAUUGAAAGAAAUUAGAAAGCGAUCCAUUUUUCCUGUAAGAAAAUUUGCAGUCAAAGCAUAGUUAUUUCUUGAACAAUAAAAAUUUCAAAUAUAUGUGAAAAAAAUUAA